Molecule: messenger RNA, 498 nt
Organism: Phycomyces blakesleeanus NRRL 1555(-)
Lineage: Eukaryota; Fungi; Mucoromycota; Mucoromycetes; Mucorales; Phycomycetaceae
Exons: 4
Coding region: 1-498 (165 amino acids)
Biological process (GO): riboflavin biosynthetic process; FMN biosynthetic process
Cellular component (GO): mitochondrion
Molecular function (GO): riboflavin kinase activity
Source: RefSeq, a predicted model, not a curated record
AUGAGCCAAAUUAACCCUGAUCGUCCACUUAUUGUCGGCCCCGAAGUACCAGCCAAACCGUAUCCCUGUGCAUUUUCGGGCACUGUCAUCAAGGGCUACGGGCGUGGGUCAAAGGAGCUCGGAAUCCCAACAGCCAAUCUGUCAGAAGAUGCUCUUGCUACAAUGUGCUCCGAGUUCGAGGCUGGUGUCUAUUACGGAUGGGUUCAGAUUGGAAAGAGUGACUCAAAAGUCUACCCCAUGGUAAUGAGUCUCGGCUGGAACCCUUAUUACAACAACGAAAAGCGCUCAGCUGAGGUACAUAUAAUUCACGAAUUUCCCGAAGAUUUUUAUGGUGUGUCUAUUCGAGUCAUUGUUCUGGGUUAUAUCCGUCCCGAGCAGAACUAUCCAUCGCUUGAUGCGCUGAUUCGGGAUAUUAAGACAGAUGUUGAAGUUGCAAAGCAUUCGUUGAAGCGUCCUGCUUAUGAUGCUUUCCAGAGCGAUGCUCUUUUCACCCAGUAA